This is a messenger RNA of Bombus terrestris (buff-tailed bumblebee), 1027 nucleotides long. RefSeq names its product G-patch domain and KOW motifs-containing protein-like. Gene Ontology annotation, cellular component: spliceosomal complex. Gene Ontology annotation, biological process: mRNA splicing, via spliceosome. The transcript has 4 exons. Gene Ontology annotation, molecular function: nucleic acid binding. The record is from RefSeq and is a predicted model, not a curated record. NCBI's taxonomy places the organism in Eukaryota, Metazoa, Arthropoda, Insecta, Hymenoptera, Apidae.
AUGGCAGAAGAAGGAAAGAAGAUUUCCUUCGGUUUUGCGAAAUCUAUUAAGAAACCUGUGUUAAAAAAUGCUAUUCCACAAGAGAAAAAGAAAGUUGAUUACAUUGAAUGCCUUGAUGAGAAAGGUAUUAAAGUAAUAGGUGAGGAAGAAAAAAAAGAUGAACCUCUAAUUAUUCCAUCACUAGGUUCAAAAACCUGGCAUGAUAGAAUUCUUAAUAAAAUAGAUGCAGACAUUUUCCUUCCGAAGGCAGAUAAGGAAAAGGUAGGAGACGCUAGUGUUAACGAGGCAAAAUCAAAGCUAUCUAAUGGAAAAACAUCGCCAAUAAUAUCAAUAAAGAAAGAGCCAGUUGAAGAUAGUGAAAAUAAAGUUGUUACUUUAGAAGAGCAAGCGACGAAAGAAAUCGUUGAGGAACUUAAGUCAAAGAAUAAAUAUGAAACUAAAACAAAUGAUUUAACUUUACCUUUAGUAGAAGAUGAAUCAUUAAGAGGCAAAGAACAGUCUACGUUAGAAGAUUAUGAAAAAAUUCCUAUUGAUGCUUUUGGUGUAGCAAUGUUAAGGGGAAUGGGAUGGCAACCAGGAAAGGGAAUUGGUUGAAAUGAAAAAUUAGUAGCAGCUGUCAUACCAGAAUUACGACCAAAAGGUAUGGGUCUUGGAGCAGACAAAGUAGCAUUGCAGAAGAAAAAUACAGAUUCCAAAAAAGAAGAGGAAGAAGUUAAAAUCGAGAAAGGAAUAUUUGUGAAAAUUAUAGCUGGAAAACAAAGUAAUAAUUAUGGUCAAGUAGAAGGAUUCGAUGAUGAUGCAGGAAGGCUCAUAAUAAAACUAGCUCUUGGUGGAAAUAUAAUAUCUGUAAAUGAAUUUAUUGUACAGCCAGUGACUAAAUCAGAAUAUUCUAAGAACUCAAAAGUUCUAAGUUAGUAUGAAGUGUUAGUUUUUCAUUAAGGGACUUUUAAGAAAAUAAAUUUGAAUUGACAUAUACAUAUAAAGAUAUAAUCAGACAUGUAGAAAAACUAAUUCAAGAGUACCUGUA